Molecule: messenger RNA, 16592 nt
Organism: Podarcis lilfordi (Lilford's wall lizard)
Lineage: Eukaryota; Metazoa; Chordata; Lepidosauria; Squamata; Lacertidae
Source: the annotation of a GenBank genome assembly
AUGGAGCAAGCAGCUUGUUUUCUCUUGCCCCAGAGGAUAGUACCUGAACCAGUGGCUUCAAGUUACAAGAAAGGAGAUUCCCUCAUUGCAGGGGGUUGGACAAAAAGACCUUGGCCUGCUCCCAACAGGUAAUGUUGCGGUGGGGGGCAUAGACAGCUUGGCCUUAUAGAGUCGGUGUCCCUGGCUGCCUUCAUUAUUCUCCCUUACUGCUGGAAUUUAGACUUCCAGCUUCUUGGGGCAGAGAUCUGUCUUCCUUUCACUCCUUUGUUUUGAGUAUAUUAAAGCGAAGUAAGGUUGGAGAACCUUUGGCUUUCAUCUCUGACCAUUGGCCAUGCUGCUGCUGGGAGUUAAUCCAUAUCAGGAAAGCCGUAUGCUUCCCAUUCCAAGUGCAAAGAGAUGUGCAUUGAUGUUUCCACCGAAAAUAACGAUAAAAGGAUGCCUCUCAGCUGGUUCUGGGGCCAUUUUUUUGGUUUCUGAUACCCAGUGUACCAACCUGGAUCAAACCACUGACCCAAUAGCCCCAUACAGCAAAAAGUCUAGUUAACUAUGCUAGGGAACAGACAAACUGCAGUCUGCAUUAAAUGUGUAGUCUGCUGUUGUGUAUUUUCUUCUUCUUAAGAUAGCAGGCGUGUGUGUUUGCGUUCGAUAAGGACAAGAAGCAACGGAGUGGGCAGGCGGGGUGAGUUAACUAGCACGCAGAGAAAGGGUUAAACCUUUGCACUCCCCAUUCCCAGUCCUACCCCUCCCAUCCCACUCCUGCCUUGGAAAUCAAAGGCAGCCUAGGGGAGAGACAGUGUGGUGUAGUGGUUAGAGGGCCAGACUAGGACCUGGGAGACCGGGGUUCAAAUUGCCAUUUGGCCAGUAUUAUUUAUUAAAUUUAUAUACCACCCUUAAUCCGAAGAUCACAGGAUGGUUUACAGUAUAUAAACACAAAAAUAUAUAGCAUAAUAAAACAAUAACACACACAUCCUAUACUUAGUUUUAAAAGCCAUAGAUUAAUUAGUCAAAGGCAUGGGUGAAGAAGACUGUUUUAACCUGGCGCCUAAAGAUAUGUAGUGAAGGUGCCAGUUGAGCCUCCCUGGGGAGAGCAUUCCACAAACAGGGAGCCACUGCAGAAAAGGCCCCGUUCUCAUGUUGCCGCUCUCCAGAUGAAGCUCACUUGGGCUAGUCACUGCCUCUCAGCCCAACCUAACUUGCAGGGUUGUUGUGGGAAUUAAAUGGGGAGGGGGAAAACCAUGUGCACUACCUUGAUCUCCUUGGAGGAAAAGGUGGGAUAUAAAUGCGAUAAAUUAUAUGCAGGGGUUUAGCCUCAAGUGCAUCCCCUCCAGGUAAGUCUGCAAAAGGGAAGAGAGGUGCUUCAUUCUCUCUCCAAAGAGCGUGGCAUCAGGUUGUGUGGGCAAUCUAGCUAGUUAAAAGGAAUGAAUCAUGAGUCACGGCAAAGCUUGCAGGCAUCCCCGCAGAGGGGAAAACAAAAGGGCUGGUUUCAUUUCAAGGUUUCCAAACCUGAUGUACCCUUGGUUAACAGAUUGUCCUCGGCAGAAUGUCAGAUUCAGUCAGUUGCAACAUUAAAGAACAAUAAUACUGCAUUGGCGCAUGUAUUUUGAUGUCCUUGUAGCUUGCUUUCCUGUGGUAUAUAUUCUCAAAACAUGAAAAUAAACACACACACACACACACACACACACACACACAGUAUACAAAUGCAUGAAUUGUAGGGCCACUCUCUUCUGUAGACCUGCAAGGUAAAGGUAAAGGUAAAGGUAAAGGGACCCCUGACCAUUAGGUCCAGUCGUGGCCGACUCUGGGGUUGCGGCACUCAUCUUGUUUUAUUGGCCGAGGGAGCCGGCAUAUAGCUUCCGGGUCAUGUGGCCAGCAUGACUAAGCCGCUUCUGGCGAACCAGAGCAGCGCACGGAAACGCCGUUUACCUUCCCGCCUGAGCGGUACCUAUUUAUCUACUUGCACUUUGACGUGCUUUCAAACUGCUAGGUUGGCAGGAGCAGGGACCGAGCAAUGGGAGCUCACCCCGUUGCAGGAUUUCGAACCACCGACCUUCUGAUUGGCAAGUCCUAGGCUCUGUGGUUUAACCCACAGCGCCACCCGCGUCCUGACCUGCUUGAUAGUCCAUCCCAUUGUUUGGGGGCGGCAGUCUAGCCUGAUCCAACUCCUUCUCCCUCUAUGGCUGUGUGCAUCCCAUAACAUUUAAAGCACAUUGCUUUCCCCAAAGCAGGGCUUCCCAAACUUGGGUCUCCGGCUGUUUUGGGACUACAGCUCCCAUCACCCUUAGCUAACAGGACCAGUGGUUGGGGAUGAUGGGAAUUGUAGUCCAAAAACAGCCAGAGACCAGUGUUUGGGAAACCCUGGCUCAAAGCAUCCUGGGAACCAUGGUUUGUUAAGGGAUCUGGGAACUGUAGUUCUGCGAAGGGCAAACUACAGUUCCCAGGCUUCUUAAAAGCCAUGUGCUUUUAAGUGAAUGGUGCAUGCACGGCCGGGCUGUCUCCUCUGCUGUGCUGCCUGUGGGUUUUUUUCUUUUCUUUCGCACCUUCUGGUCAGCAGCAUACACUGCUGUUCCCCUGCAGCCUUUGUCCUGGAGCCAAGGCAGACUUAAUUUAGCUCCCCUAAUCUUUCCUUCUCUGCCGCUAGCCAGUACCUUCCCUCUUUUUUUUUUUUUUUUUAAAAAGAAGUUUGUUCCUUUCCCUCAACUCCAACCAGCCCUUAUCUCCUCGCGGAAGACCAGGGAGGCCCAGAAGUACGGAUCCUGAGGGGUAGGUGUGAGGGGCUGCACGGGGCAGGUAGCGAAGCAAUUCCCCCACUCUUUAUUUCGGGAAAGGAGACAAGACGACCCCAAGGGCACUGCUGUUGUGCAGGGUGAGUUUCCUGCGAGGGUGAGCCUAUGGGUGGGAUAAUAUAACACCCUUGCAUGCCAAAGCCCAGCAGAAUGGGCACCUCUCUGGGGAGGAACAGGGACAGCUGUGUCAGGGGCUGUAAUGGAGCUGUCCCUGUUCCUCCCCAGAGAGGUGGUUGUGUUGGCUUUUUGGAAUGGGGUAUGUCAUACUCAGGGGGCGAGCGUUUUUCUCUGGUGUGUAGCAGUGCUUGGAAAGCCAGUUUUUUAAAAGAAACUGCAGUUGCCAGGAUUCUGUGGUGGUCGUUGUGGGGCAAGCAAUGUGUUUUUAACGUGCUUUAAAAAUAACGUCGUGAUUUUUCACAUUGAUGGAAUAUGCAGAAAUGGCAAGUUUAUCUCGUGAAAUCAGAAAUCAAGAUGAGGCAGAAUUCAAGGAGGGUUGGAGAAAGUUUGUAGAUUGUUUUUUUAAAAAACAACUAUUGUAAACAUGCUAAAACGCAAGUGGCUUUAGAGUAAAAACAGCAGUAAAAUACAGAUUUGAAAAUACUGUGGAAAAGGUAAGAUAUGGAAUAACUAGCCUGCAGCAUAAAUUAGAAAAAUAUGAUUGUACAUUGGCAAAUGUUGCUUCAACUUUCUCUUUGAAAUAUAUAAAUAAAAGCUUAUGAAAACAAAUAAAUGAAAUAAACCUUUGGUGUGGAUGUGACAUGCUCCCAUGAUGUCUAGCCUCACCCUGUGAAGGUGCAGCCGUCCUUUCUGCAUUUAAAGCAGCCUUGCAAAGAACCCUGGGAACUACAGUUCCCAGCGCCCUCGCUCAAUUAAAGUUGCCAGGAUUCUUUGUGGGGAGGGAAAGGGGCUUUAAGGGUACAGGCUUGUGUUCAACAUAGUGCUAAGAUUCUGCCAGCAAAAUGGUUACGUGAUGGAAUCUCCUCCCCCUCGCACCCCCCCAAAUGAAAAUGGUUGAAAAUGGCCCUGGUGGGCAUGCAGCCCCCAAGGAAAGGUCUGAUCCAGCUGAGGUACAGUCAGUGUUAACUGGAUCCACCAAUGGGUGCAAGGGGACUCUUCUCUCUCUGCCCCCUUUCCUCUGAAACUCAGUAUUGCAAUGCCGAGAUUUUCCAAGGCCUUUGGGUGCUUGAACCCGAAAUUCUCUGCAUCAUGCUCCCAUCAGGGCAAAUUAACAAUAAUGCAAUCGGCUUCAUUAAUGGCGACAGAUUGGCACAUGCAUCGGAUCUCCUGUUUUUGCAGCCCCUCUGGCCCAUCGGAUACUAGAGGGUGGCAAAGCUUGAGAGCAUGGCAGAAUGACCUACAUAAAUAUUGGGCUCCUGCAGAUCUGUUUCUUGAGCAUUUAUGUGGAUUUGCUUGCGCACAGCUUACACAGAGGUUAAGCAAUAUCUAGCUUUAAUUUUUAAUGUAUAUCUUAUUGGUUUUAUACUCCACCUUUUCUCCGAGGAGCUCAGGGUGGUGUGCAUGGUUUUCUCCCUUCCCCAUUUUUAACUUCACAACAACCCUGUGAGGUUGUUUAGGUUGGGAGACUGUGGCUGGCCCCAGGUCACCUAGUGAGUGUCAGGUCUGCCUGGGGAUUUGAACCCUGGUCUCCCUGUCGCUUUCCUAACCACAAAAACGGUUUGUUGUCCGCCCUGCUCCACCUAGGAUUUGUAGUUGCAGAACAACAGCUAGGCACUUUUACCCAUUGGAAUUCUGCAAGCCUAAAUUUCUUUCUGUGCCCGAAUCCCUCCCGCAAAAUACAGGCAGCCUGGAGGCGACAGAUGUAUUGUCCCCAUAAAAAAGGCAAAGGGACCCUUGACCAUUAGGUCCAGUCGCAAACGAUUCUGGGGUUGCAGCGCUCAUCUUGCUUUACUGGCCGAGGGAGCCGACGUUUGUCCACAGACAGUUUUUUCUGGGUCAUGUGGCCAGCAUGGCUAAGCAGCUUCUGGCUAACCAGAGCAGCGCACGGAAACGCCGUUUACCUUCCCGCUGGAGCGGUACCUAUUUAUCUACUUGCACUUUGACUUGCUUUCAAACUGCUAGGUUGGCAGGAGCUGGGACCAAACAACGGGAGCUCACCCCGUCGCAGGGAUUCGAACCGCCAACCUUCCGAUCGGCAAGCCCUAGGCUCAGUGGUUUAGACCACAGCUCCACCCGCGUCCCUAUUGCCCCCAUAGUGGGGUUCAAAAUUGGCUGCCAGAGGCAUACUGUUUCUCCUGUUGCCCAGUAGCAUUGCUAGCCCGGCUGGAGGCAACCCCAGCCGCCAACUUGCUUUCUUCCAGGAAUGUGCUCCCUGCUGGGGUGCAGUUACUGAGCAGCAGGGAAAGGCAGGCGGGUGUUGCUCUGCAGCUACAGCAACAAACAAUAGGGUGUGUAUGUGUGGGAAAUUAAGGCUACAAGGAACCGACAAAAGAACAUUCAGGCAGCUCUAAACCUGGCCGUCCCUGGAUUGUCCAGCCAGUCUAACCGUCUGCAUCCCCCCGUUUCAAUCUCCCCAGCAUGCAGAGAAGCUUUUGUACGCUUGUCCAAUGGAUCUCAAAAUUACGAGCUGCCUGGGCAGGCCCAAACGUCUCCUGCACAUUCCACAAGGCUUUGGCGACACUCUGCUCCCUGCCAGAGCCUGGCUUCCACAUUUUUGGUCUUGUGCCGUGGUUGUGAGGUCCCCAGCGUCGUCCUAGCAGAGGAGGAGGUCCCCCGCUUCUUUGCAGCCCCUCCCACACUCAUUGAUUGACAGGUGGUUGACAGGUCCCUGCUCCUACCCGCAACACCUCUCUCAGUCGAUGCCGGCAUCAUUGCCUAGCUGCAAAUCUGGCUAAUACAAGAAGGAAGUGUUAUAGCUCGGUGGCAGAGCAAGUGCAAACACGUGGCACUGUAGCUUGAAAACCCAUUUUUUGAGAGCAAAGUGGUACCUAACGUUUAGAGCAGCUCCAAAUGUGUGAGCUGGGGUGUUCUUUGUUGCACUGAGAAAUCUCUUGGCUGACGUUUGCAGUUGAAAGCGUGGCCUUUCUGGCAGAGAGUGAGCCAAGGCAUGGGAGUGUUCCUAUUCCCCUUUCCUGCUCGGUUAGUGAUAGCAGCAGCCAAACAUGCAAGCCAGAAGGAUGUUUGUGGAAAGGAUCUGUUUGUCUGAGCACUAUGGGGCUGGGGUAGGAAGUGAGGAAGCAGGGGCCGGCCUUCCAGCAUUAGUCCGAUGGUGGUGGUUGUUUUUGAACCAUUGCCUAGCAGCGAAGUCACGUGAUGAGUGUCGACGCAAAUUGAGCCAAAUGGGACCCCUGAGGAACGGGUGGGUGAGAGGGGUACAGAAUGGAGUACAGUUACGCUUCAGGUUACAUAUGUUUCAGGUUACAGACUCCGCUAACCCAGAAAUAGUACCUCAGGUUAAGAACUUUGCUUCAGGAUGAGAACAGAAAUCACACAGCGGCGGCACAGCAGCAGCAGGAGGCCCCAUUAGCUGAAGUGGUGCUUCAGGUUAAGAACAGUUUCAGGUUAAGAACAGGCCUCCAGAAUGAAUUAAGUACUUAACCUGAGGUACCACUGUAUCCUGGAGCAGGGCUGAGCAGGUCGGAGGCCUGAUAUAUACUGCAGCAUUUUAUUGCAAGCCUCAGUUGUUUUCCGUAAGUGCCUCCUCGGCCAUUGGAGGCCAUGGGCACUUGCAAACAGAGACUCUGAAUUUUAGCUGAAUUCUCCCUCUUUCUUGUUAAAUGCACUUUGAUCCGCAUGUUCUGGUUAAGAGCACGACGGGACCUUUCUCUGCCGGAAGGUUGCGAGCUUAAUUGCCUGCCAGGGCAGGCAGAAGGGAAACCCUGAAACGUCCCUGAGCGCCCUAGAGACAGGUUAUCAUUUGCAAACAUUGCAAAGCAGUUUUCAGUGGCUGCAAAAAAGCCUAUUGCCAUAGUUACAGGCCUUUGCCCUCGCUUCCACAGGGCCACUGAGGCCAUUUCAGGAUGUGAAAUAAUGGGUCCAGCCCCAGCUGUUUGAGGAACCAUUUCCUCUCCUCUCCCAGUCCGUUUCCCUUUCCACCUGGCUGAUCUGAACCCCCCCCCCAAACCGCCCCUCUCCCCACAGCCGUCUUGCUGACACUUCUCAGCCAUCUUUGUUUCCUGCUUGCGUUUUGAGGGACAUUCUCUAAUUCUGGAACAUUUCUCAGCAAAGCUCUAUUUUUAACCGUACCCCCCUGGCUCCCGGUGGACUAGCUGUUUACUUUUCCGUCCUUAAGAGUAGCCGACUUUGCGUUCUCUCAGGGUUCCUGCUUGUUCAGUAGGAACUCCCCAACAGGCUGCGAUCUUUCUUCAGGGCAAUGCCGAGCGAUGUGGGAAACAUUACCUGUUGAAUUUCUGCUGGUUGCCUCAGAUUGGUGCGUCCGUUGACAGCGCAGGAGCCCUCUCAAGAGGGAAAGGCAGCAACCUUGCUGGGAGAAAAAGGUGGAGGAGGUAGAAGAAAGGAGGAAUGAAGAGGGGAAAUGUUAUGUACUGAAGUUCUCACCCUGGGCCAGCAGGGAGAUAUUGUAGAUAGUUUUCACUCAGGUCCACAUAUGCAAAUAAGGGAUUGAAAGUGACAUUCAGUGAUUGGAUAGUUACAGAAAAUGGUUACUGUUGCGUUCUAGUGGAGCUCUAUAUAAGCAGGCUGGCUGAACCCUUCAGUUCAGUUCUGGCCUGGCCUGUGAAUAAACAAGAGCUGUUUGAAGAAUCGCUGUGUCAUCUGAUAUGUUCACCCACAACUUAACAGGAAAUGCCCUGAAGAAGAAGAACAUGUCUGAAAAGGUGGAAUUUGCAGCUCAUGGCAGCUGUUUUUGGUGGAAAACAGGAUAGGGGAGAAAGGUUUAGCCCUAAUAGGGUUCUCUUUGCAUGCUGGGGCUAAGUACAGUGGUACCUUGGGUUAAGAACUUAAUUCGUUCCGGAGGUCCAUUCUUAACUUGAAACUGUUCUUAACCUGAGGUACCACUUUAGCUAAUGGGGCCUCCCACUGCCGCCAUGCCGCAGCCACUCAAUUUCUGUUCUCAUCCUGAAGCAAAGUUCUUAACCUGAGGUACUAUUUCUGGGUUAAUGGAGUCUGUAACCUGAAGUGUCUGUAACCUGAGGUACCACAGUACACUUUUUAGAAAGUGUGCUUAACACAAUGUGUAGUUGGACCCCAUAGUAGGGAACCUGAGGGCUGAAUGCAACCUUCCAGGACUCUCUGUGUGGUCCUCAGCUCUCUCUCCAGGCCACACCCCCUUUCACCAGGCCACACCCCUUUCCCUCCAGGCUGCACACCUCACCAGCCUUGCUUUGUGCUCUUCCUGGGAGUUUUUGCCUUGCUGGAAUGCGUCCUUGAAUUCUAACGAUUCUCGCUUGCCUGAAUGGUGGGCAGAUCUAACCACAGAAUCAUAGAAUUGGAAGGGACUCCAAGAGUCAUCUAGUCCAACCCUUGCAAUGCAGGAAUCUCAGCUAAAGCAGAUUACAUCCUGCACAUUGCUCAAGCCAGGAAUCUGACUAUUCGUUGCUUUUAUAUCUUCUCAGAACAGUCAUGGAGUUGUGGUUCCUUCUGCCUCUGUGUGGGAUCUUGAUAGGAUCUGCAGUAGCAGGUAAGCUUGUGGAGGGGCAGGGAGGAGAAGGGGGAGAAACACCUGAGAACGUCCGCUGACAUUUGGGCAUUUUGUACUCUGCGCAAAAAGAAAAUCCAGUUCAAAUAUAUACUGCACCUUAUAGUCAAAAAGGAUCUUGUUGAGCCAAGGUGGUGUAGUGGUUAGAAUCUCGGACUAAGACCAGGGAGACCUGGGUUCAAAUCCACACUCACUGGGUGACCUUGGUCUAGUCCAUGGGUAAGCAAACUAAGGCCCGGGGGCCGGAUCCGGCCCAAUCGCCUUCUAAAUCCGGCCCGUGGACGGUCCGGGAAUCAGCGUGUUUUUACAUGAGUAGAAUGUGUCCUUUUAUUUAAAAUGCAUCUCUGGGUUAUUUGUGGGGCAUAGGAAUUUGUUCAUUUCCCCCCCAAAAUAUAGUCCGGUCCCCCACAAGGUCUGAGGGACAGUGGAAAAAAUUUGCUGACCCCUCGUCUAGUCACUGCCUCUUAGCCUACUUUACAGGAUUGUUGUGGGGAUUAAAUGGGGAAGGGGAAAACCAUAUACACUACCUCAAACCUCUUGUGGGGGGCAGGGGCAGCAGACGGUAGGAUAAAAAUAUAAUAAAUCAAAUAAAUAAACCUGAACUUGCCAGUAUUUGCUUGAAUGUCACCCCAAAAUAGCAGGUGUCUGAAAGUGCCACUUAUAUAUCCAGGCCUUUUCGGUGUUGUUUUUGUUGUUAUUUCUUAAUUUAUAUGCCGCUUAGUUGCCAGGUGGGAUAGGAAAUGCAAUUUAAAGAGGAGGAAAGGUGGGAUAUGAAUAAAAAUAAAUAAUAAAAAUAAUUCCCCCCCCCCCAUUGGGUUUAUCAAGAUCAUGGGAAGUUAUUAUAACGCUAAAUAGUUCAGUAUAAAGUGAUUGAUUAAUGGGGGCAGGGCAGGGACGAUUGAAGGAUAACUGUAUUAUUAAUCUCCUCUAUAUAUGUGUGUGUGUGUUUGCCUCUUUCAGAACCACCACAGCCCAAGGACAUUCCACACGACCCAUUCAAUUAUGGUGAGCCAGUUGUUACUACCUGGGGUCAGGGGAUAGAUGGCAAGGGCAGAGACCCCCCUAAAAGACUUUUGGAAACAAAAAACGUCUUGUCCAAUCUCCUCGUUUUUGAACUUAAAGAAACUAUAACUUUAAAAGAGGUGUGGAUGACUCUGACUUGGAGCGCAGCACUGAUGCAAAGGAGAGAUUUUUUUGUGUUUUUUAACCUUCCGUCACCACCUGUGGAGGCUAUUUUCCUCAGCCUAUGUCUCCCUUGCUCCCCACAGUGGAGACCCAUCCAUUCAAGCAAAUGGGGCACUGCUGCACCAAGAUCAGUCUGUCCCCAGCCAGCCCUCACAUGUCUGCCUACCUCUUCACUGACAUGAGGUGGCUGUGGCUGUCAGCUUCCUAUUCCUUAGUCUCAGUGCUGGCCUUCUAGGACUCAACAGGCAGGAGGAAACCUGUGCCACAUUUACACCGUGCCUUAAAGGUACUGUGAUACCGCUUUAAACAGUUGUCUCUCUCCCCGCUCCCCAAGAACCCUGGGAGCUGUUGUUCUGAGAGUUCUUAGAAGACCCCUAUUCCCCUCACGGUUUCACAGUCAAUCCCUCUCCAUAGGGAACUGUGGGAAUUGAAGCUCUGCGAGGAGAAUGGGGCCUCCUUUCCUUAGUUGGCAUUUGCUGUCAUUGGCUUGGGGACACGGGUGGCGCUGUGGUCUAAAUCACGUCAAAGUGCAAGUAGAUAAAUAGGUACCGCUCCGGUGGGAAGGUAAACGGCGUUUCCGGGCGCUCCUCUGGUUCACCAGAAGCGGCUUAGUCAUGCUGGCCAUAUGACCGGGAAGCUGUCUGUGGACAAACGCCAGCUCCCUCGGCCUAUAGAGCAAGAUGAGCACCGCAACCCCAGAGCCGUCCGCGACUGAACCUAACGGUCAGGGGUACCUUUACCUUGGGAGCUCCGCCUACGGUUUGGGCUACCAGAAUUUUGCCCUACUCAUCCCAAUGGGCACCAGCUGCUACUGAUCCAGAAAACCCCACCAGGUUGGGGAACACUGAUGCAAAGCAUCACAAGAGCGUCCCCUCAUUCCAAGUCGGGGAUAUGUUCCCAGCUGGAAAUGACCACUUCUUCCUUCUCCUUCCUUCUCAGAUUACCACUCGCUGAGAAUUGGGGGGCUGAUUUUUGCUGUCGUCCUGUUUCUGCUUGGCAUUCUUAUUGUGCUCAGUGAGUAGAUUCUCUCCCUCUCCCCCCACCCCCCAAGCUGAGCCAUGGCACCUGCUGAAUUUCCCCAACAUUGCGACUGUAAUGAAAUGCAGCCUCAGAAGCUGCAGGCAUGAGGAGGAAGGGCUCCUUUCACACUCCUGUUUAGUGGAGGGCUGGUUGCUCAGGGUGAAAGGGACACUUCCCCACCAACUCUCAGCCUGCCCUCUGCCAGACCCAGCCUUGCUUUCUUACUUACAUCCAGCAUACAUGGUAUUAAUGGCUAUCCUUGUCCUCAAUCUCAGUGUCAUAGAAGUCAUCAGGGAGGCAGAUGUGGACAAAACUAGAAUUAGCAUGCUCUGGCCCCACCUACUGUUGACCUCCCUGCCUCCUGCCUCGCCAGUUCCAAAUAGGAACCAGCCACCACUGUCCAGUUGUUAUUUUUUCUCCUCUUAAGGCCCACACAGUGGGGCUCAGUUGCACACUCUGUCUCACACACCGGAUACUUGUACCUUUUCUCUCGAGGAGUGAAAAGCAGCUGGUGGGGGCGGGGUAGGAGGGGGAAACUACUGAAGGGAAAUGGAUCAAGGAGCCCAUGUGGACGUAUGGCUCAGUCAGUAGAGCAUGAGACUCUUAAUAUCAGGGUUGUGGGUUCGAGGCUCACAUUGGGAAAAAAUAAAAAUAAAAAUCCCGCAUUGCAGGUGGUUGGACUUGAUGACCUUUGUGGUCCCCUCCAACUCUAGAAUUCUAUGAUUUUAUAUAAGAAGCUGUCUUUUACAGAGUCAGGCAUUUGUCCUGCCUUGUCCACGAUUGCUUCCUCUGACUGGAAGUGGCUCUACAGGGACCCCAGCAGAUGUCUUUCCCAUCGCUCACAUCCCUGGAGACACCGGGGAUUGAAUUUGGGGCCUUCCACAGGCAAAGUUACGUGCUCUGCCAUAACUUUCUACUGCCACCUUCUGGUGGUCUUCUGCAGCACGUUAACAGCACAUGCAGCUCCUAAGUGUCACCAGGCUUGUAGAUAAAUUGGAGCUUCUGAGAUACAGGAGGGUGUGUGGGCAUACUUGGGGGAACCUUGAGGUUUGCAAAAGGAAAACACAUCAAGGGAAAACCCGAAGGGGAGGAAUCUUCUCCAACCAAAAGAGCAACCCAAUGAAAGCUGCUUGUGUCCUCAGAAUGCCAUUGAGAAGAUGUUUGGAAUGGAGUUUUCGGGAGGAGGGCAUGGCUGGCUGGAACCCCAAGCAGCCGCACUCUGUGCAACAUUUUGUUGCAGGUCUCACUUGUAGUCUCUGAGCCCCAUGUGGACCUCAGACUGUUGAUCUAUUUAGCUCAAGACUGGCUGGCUUCAGUGCUCUUAAGUUUAGCCUUUCCCAUCCUGUCUUUAGAUAUUUUGUGGAUUGGAGUUGGGACUGUCUCUAUGCAUUCUGCCACUGACCUGUGGGCUCCCUCUAAUGUAAGAUUACCAGAUUUUUUUCAAUGAAUCUGGGGACACUUAUCAACUUCAAUGGAUUUUGUAUGGGGACUGAUGUGUAAAUCCCAGGACUGUCCCGGGGAAACGGGGAUGUCUGGUAACCUUAAAUUAGAGUGAGCUGCUUUCUCUUCCAACCACUGGGCAACACUCCCUUCCCAAAGAAUGCUGGCAAUCCCAGAGUCUUUGCUUCUCGUCUGUCCCCGUACUGAUUUUCUUUCACUGUUUGGGAUUUCUGUCUCUCUUUCCCAGGUCGACGUUGUCGCUGCAAGUUCAACCAGCAACAGAGGUAAUGCCUUUCUCCUGAAAAGCUUAAAUGGGUGACCUAGGAUGGAGGGGCUAUUAUAUAUGGCAGAUGCAGACAGGUGACCUAGCAAGGAGAGAAAAAAGUAGCACACUCAAAUUAUGAGUCUUGGAGAAUGUGACAUUAUAACCUGAACAGGACAACAGCGCCCUCUAGAGCAUCUGUGAUCAGACCAUUCCUCCGGAAGUCUGCAACAAACUGAUAUCCUGUCUUCUAUUCUUCAGUCUGCAUUCUGAGGUUGAUAAUCAUUUAUUGCAGUACCUCAUCUAAUCAAAAACAGCUAAGCCUUCUUAUAAUAUAAGUUUUAAUGAAUCAUCAAGGAGGUGGAAUCAACCUCUAAAGAAAUUCUGAUUGGCAAAAUAUACUUUAUCUCAUGUGCCAGUAGUCUGUUACACAAAUAGGCCCAAAACCGAUCUGCCUCUGUGAACAAACAGGCUUUGCGCUCUGUCUUUGUCUUCUUGGAACCAUCCAAUCAGGAGGCCAAAGAUAUUCUCUUGUUCAGAAAUUCUCUUCUAUAAGGAACUCUGGACAUGCUCUGAAAUUCAAGACUUUGCUUAAGCAGGUAAAAUGUAACUAGGUCAGGCUGAUUUUUCUUUUUCUUUGCAAGUCUUGUGUAUGAUUUUGUUGCCUUCCCUUUAUUUAAUAUUAUUUAAAAUAUUUGUAUACCACUUCUCAUUAAAACAAUACCAAGGUGUACAGUAAAACAGUUUGGUACAAAACAACCAGAAGUACAAUCGGAAAAAGAUCUUCCCACACACCCUUUCCUCCAGAUAAAAACUAUUUACACUUGGACAUUUGGCUUCACUCAUUUCCAAAAGCUUCCCCAUGUGCUAAGACUGCACAGUUGUUAAGCUGCCUCCUUUGUUUUCUUAAGGAGCUUUCACAAGAUUUUGUUUAUUUAUUUCUUUAUAUAUAUAUUUAUAGCCGGCACUUUCAUAAAAACAUAUCCAGGUGGUAUGCAACAUAUAAGGAUAAAAUCAGCCAGAAGCAUCCAUAAAUACAUCAGUAAAACAUAGUGAUUGCUUAAAAAGAGAUGGUUCGUGACAAUAUAGUUUUCAAAAGACAUCUUAAAGAAGGAAGGGAUGGUACCUGCCGAACUGUAGUGGCAGGGAGUUCCGCAGGGCAGAGCGUGCCCCACUCAAGGCUCAGUCCCUAGUUUAGAACAACCCAGCCUUAGGAGCAUUGGGAACCAGCCAGAAGUCAUCCAUCAGACAGUCUCAGUGAUUGAGGUGGACCAUAAGGAAUCAGGCAGUCCUUAAGGUAUUUGGACCUUAAGUUGUUUAGGGCUUUAUGAAUGAACACAAGUAAUUUGAAUCUGGCCUGGUAGCAGAGAGCAAAUUGUUAAACUUGGGGCUUUGGAAAAGUAAAUACAAAGCUUCUCCCUCCCCACCAGAGGCGUAGGGUGGGUUGCCAGCACUCCGGGCUACCUGGAGGAGCAAGGGUGAGAAGGAGGGAAACAGACAGAGACAGAGAACGCAUGUACAUUCAGCUGCCUAACAGCAUCUGCAGCACCCAAGAGAUUGCAGCUGUAGAGAUAAGAAAAGAAGAGUUGUUCCAUUGCCCUAAGAAGUUCUCAUGGAGAGGCCGUUUUCAACAGAGCCCAGCAACGGAAUCGCGCAACUGUAUUGAGACAGCACCAGGUGUUGAGAUUUGGCGGCCUUAACAAUUUUGCGCCCGGGGCAAUUACCCCUGUAGCCCUCCCCAAGCUACGCCACCGCUCCCUGCUCCCCCACCACAAUAGUUGGGUUGGAAGGAGGGGUCCUUGGCAGUAGGGGUCAGACCACCAGCCCUCCAAACAGCAGAGCAGAGCCUGUCACAAUGCACAACACGGGUAGUCAACCCUUUUGGGCCCAUGGAAAUGUGAAUAAAUCCAUAGUUGGUAUGGCUCAUUAGCUCGCAUCACCUUAAUUAACCAUUUCUGUUGGUGCCCUGAGUAGUUAUUUUGUCUGUCAACAGGAGGAGCUAUUGCUUUGCUCUUGUACAAAACACCAUGGUUUUUAAAAUACAGAAAUUGCUGCAGGAUAUGAAGAGAGCAAGGCAUUUUUGUUAAGCGCAGCAUGACAAAUAUUUUUUUCUAUUUACAGGACGGGUGAACCUGACGAGGAGGAGGGGCCCCUGCGCAGCUCGAUUCGGCGUAAGAUCCAGCCUACUUUAGUCAUCCUUCACUUCCCCUUCUGCGCCCUUCUUUUCCUCAUGCUUGAGGACUAGAAACUUUAAAAAGAAAACCAAGGAGCUGAACCUUGUGCCUACCUCAGAUUUAUUCGUUUCGUUAAAAACUUUUUAUCUGUUUAUUCUGUAAAAAUUAUACACUGCUUGAUUGCAAAAACAAAACAAAAGCUUAUACAGUCAUACCUCGGGUUAAAUACGCUUCGAGUUGAGCGCGUUCGAGUUGCGUCCCGUGGCAACCCGGAAGUAAUGGAGUGCGUUAGUUCUGGGUUUCGCCGCUUGCGCAUGCACAGACGCUCAAAAUGACGUCACGCGCAUGCGCAGAAGCAGCGAAAAGUGGUGUGUGCGUGUGCAGACGUGCUGUCGCUAGUUAGGUUUACCUCUAGAUGCGAACGGGGCUCCGGAACAGCUCCCGUUCGUAUCUAGAGGUACCACUGUAUAUAUAUGAAGGGGUCGGCAGAAGGUAGAUUGGGAUCUGCUGUUAGGAUUUCUAAGUGCAUUGGAAUAGAUUGGCAAGGACUCCUGGCUCAGGUGUUUAACAAUAGCAACCAGGAUAUGACUUUUCCCACCUUAAUUGAGCUGCUGAAAAAAAGAAAGUGAGUGGACAUUUGUUUGGUAGGACUGCACGUUCAACUUGCGUCCCAUCUACACCACACGUUUAAAGCAGUAUCAUGCCACUUUAAACACCUAUAGCCUCCCUCAAAGAAUCCUGGGAGCUGUAGUUUGUUAAGGGUGCUGAGGGCUGUUGUUGUUGUUUAGUCGUUUAGUCGUGUCCGAUUCUUCGUGACCCCAUGGACAAGAGCACAGUGGCGUAGCGUGGGGGGUGCAGGGGGGGCCGGCCGCACCAGGCACAACAUCUGGGGGGGGGGGCGCGCUCGCACUCGCAGCUCUCUGCCCCUACCUGGCUCACUCACUCUCUCUCACUGCAGUGCUGGCUGUGCGAAUCUGAUCCGAGCCACUGGGUCGCCGCCCACUGUGGAGGGGGGGGGGUGCCCGGCGUGCGGUGCGGAGAGAGAGCGAGGGACUAUCUGGGGGGAGGGACAGUGCAGCGGCCGCCCAGCGCAGCGCUGAGCGCGGGAGAGAACCACACCAGACCAGACCAGGCAGCAGCAAGAAGAAGCUGGCAGCGGUGGCAGGUUAGGGGUUAGGGGGCGCAAAUUACUUGCCUUGCCCCGGGUUAGGGGGCGCAAAUUACUUGCCUUGCCCCGGGUGCUGACAACCCACGCUACGCCGCUGCAAGAGCACGCCAGGCACUCCUGUCUUCCACUGCUGGUAGCUUCGAGAACACUGUCCAGCCAUCUCUUCCUCUGUCGUCCCCUUCUCCUUGUGCCCUCAAUCUUUCCCAAAAUCAGGGUCUUUUCCAGGGAGUCUUCUCUUCUCAUGAGGUGGCCAAAGUAUUGGAGCUUCAGCUUCACGUUCUGUCCUUCCAGUGAGCACUCAGGGCUGAUUUCCUUAAGAAUGGAGAGGUUUGAUCUUCUUGCAGUCCAUGGGACUCUCAAGAGUCUCCUCCAACACCAUAAUUCAAAAGCAUCAAUUCUUCAACGAUCAGCCUUCUUUAUGGUCCAGCUCUCACUUCCAUACAUCACUACUGGGAAAACCAUAGCUUUAACUAUACAGACCUUUGUUGGCAAGGUGAGGGCUGUUAGGAGACCCCUAUUCCCCUCACAGAGCAGCAGUUCCCAGAGUGGAUUAACAAUCAAUUCUUCUUUCCAGGGAAUUUUGGGAAUUGUACCUCUUUGAUAGGAUCCAGCCAGGCAAAAAACCUUGAGGCACAAAGAAAGGCCUGUGAAGAGGCUGUGGCCUGAGGAGGGCCAGACUGAGAUGUCUGGAGGGCCUCAUUCCAUCCCCAGGCCUCAGGUUCCCCACUCCUCUGCUAGAUCCUGUGCUGUGGGGCGAAAUGUGUUUUGGGACUGCUUUGAUUUGUCAUGUAACAGGACACACUGCUGGGGCAAACUGUUCCUGCCUGGGGUGGAUUAGGGAAAAAAGAAGGAAAGAAAGCUUAAAGCCUUUUAGGGAAACAACCGUUUUUUAAAAACUGUCUCUUUCUGACUCUCCUUGCUAGGUUUAUCCACAAGGAUGAGAUAG